This is a messenger RNA of Alternaria arborescens, 2418 nucleotides long. RefSeq lists its product as hypothetical. The record is from RefSeq and is a predicted model, not a curated record. The transcript has a single exon. Lineage: Eukaryota; Fungi; Ascomycota; Dothideomycetes; Pleosporales; Pleosporaceae. The coding region runs from base 1 to 2418 and encodes 805 amino acids.
AUGGAAUUCAAUGGCGACUACCAGCCGGAAGAUCUACAAUGGAUUGCGGAGGAUGUGGCUAUGGAUCUUCACCGGAGAUGGGAUGAGGUCCUUCAGCGGAGUCGAGAUACCGCUGAAGACGAGGAUCUACGGCGUUUUGCGAAUUCUGAAGUCGAACGUCAGCGCGCAAAAGAAGAUGAGGAGACCCGCCUUGCACUUUCCGUCAGUCAAGCAGAGUCAAAUCAAGCAGAAGAGGCAGAAUUUCAGAAGGCAAAGUUGGAGUCUCGCGUGGACGAACGUGCCCGAGCUGAACGAGCUGAGCGCGAACAGUUGGAGCAGGCCGUUUUAGAUAGCCUGGUGACAGCUACGCUUCUUGAGCAAGAGCAAAAGGAGGCUAUUGACAAGGCCAACGUUAAAAGCGAACUGACCGUGAAGCGUGAGCAGAAACGAAAGGCCGGAGAGCUUACCCGUUGCGUGGCAAAGUAUAUUAUCAACGACUUGACCGAAGAGAAGCAUAUGCGGCUUAGUAUACUGCUAAGUCAGGAAAAGGAGCUUCGAUAUAAUGACGCUGCUGUUCUUCCGGCCACUCUCACUGUAGACGGCGGCAGACCCAGUGUAAAAUCUCCGCAUCCAGCAACUGCGGGUACCUUAUCUUCGCCUCCAGUCAGGGCCGGUCCCUCUGUUCUAUCAGUGCCUUCAUCGGGUUCAUUAUUGUAUCGUACGGAAGAAGAGAACCCUGGACGGAGAGUGGAGUUACUCAAAGUAUCUCGCAGUACCCCGAGCGAUUCGCGAAUCAGCGAAAACCACUUGGUAUACCCAGGCGCAUUCCCAGCAUCGCCUUCUCAGGCAAGCUCGGCAGCACGUGGUGCGGUGGGUAGACCAAAAUCGAACUGUAGUACCCCAUUAUUACCAGGUGCAUAUGUUUCGUCUUAUGCGGGCAGUACAGCACCUCAUAGUGAGGCAGGAUCGCUUCCUGGCAUGCUAUAUGGGAAGAGGAUGAUCAUAAGAUGUCCUUUAAGCACCAGAAGAUCCAGCGAGCGACUCUCUAGCACAUAUCCACCACCAUCACAAGCGAACGACAGUCCGAAUCGAUCGGCUACAGUGUCUACUGGAGACACGUUCAUCACAACUCGAGAAUCGCUGUCGCCCCAACUCCAUGCACAACCGCAGCGUGCUCUAUCAGACUCCUGGCGAAAUGAGUACCAUGGAAGUCAACAGCGAGAAGCCCAAGAAUCUCGAUCAUCCACGUCCUUCUCGCUCUAUUCACUGCCGAGUAGAGCAUCGUCUGUUGGUCAGCCGCCCUCGUCUCAAACAUCGCGUGAGAGCGUUGCGCGUAAGCCUGUUGCAAAUUCUCGGCCUCUAGCCCCCGUUGCUACUGUACGUCGACCACCAAAAGUCGCUGCCGAUGCGGUAGUAUCGGCAGCCGUAGCUUCGUCGCAUCCACAGCAACUCUCGAUACAUUAUCAUAUCAAUGGUAAUGGUCCUGUGACUAUCAACAACUACAAAGUUCCGGAAAACACCACGUCAUCUUUGUCCCUAGCUCAGCAUGUGUCAACUAGAAAUGGCGGAAACAUUGCCAAUGGUAUGAAAGAGGGAAUAAUCGGCUUCAAAACCAUAGCAGAAGUGAAGAGUGCGGCGAAGAAUCUGGCGAGGAGUGCAACCCAAAGUGAACUGUGGUCUCGAGGGGAGGAGCGGGCAGCGAUCUUGAGGAGGAUAGGAAAGAGAUUCAAGGUCGACUCUCCAAGGAUUGAGUAUGCUACAGUCAACGAGGUUGGCGGUUUUGAACGGGCCUCUGUUCCCGAAGUCCAGAAUAACGUUGGUAGCAUCGCUCCGUUACCGCAAACACAACAAUGGUUUGUCACAAACCCUGACGCAAGUCGCUCGAAUCUGAACACGCCCGAGGCCGGAGGAUCUCCAAGUUCAGAACACCCGAUGUCGCAGACUAUUGGCGUUAUCGCACCUAGAAUGCCCUUGUUACAGCGAUCGACAGCAUCACCCUCACUAUCGACAACAACUCAGCAGACGACAAUGCGGCCUCCUCGAUGGGAUGAGUCGAUGAUCUUGGAUGUGAAUGGCGAUGCAGUGACUCCGCCUAGCGGUCGGCAGUCGGACUUGACAAAUCUUCCAAACGAUGGUAGUAUCAUUCACGAUGCUGCCGCUUCGAAUCUACUCGAUCAUGGUCUUAUGCCUCCGCCUUUGAACUUCGGUAAACGGACUAAUACCGUGCUAUGCAAGCCGCAAAACCUGGCUGGCAUGUCUUCUACAACGCCAUCGCAAUCACCGCAAAUGAGCGGUAAUCCGAUGUCUAGAUAUAUGGCUCAAGUACAAAAGCGACCAGAUGAGUGGCUACAGAGACCUGUACAAUUCUCAUUCGGAACUCAAGGAUUAGCCCCUGGUUCGUCGGACAGUAUGGCAGCGGAGGCGCCAACUCCUGGUUGA